Molecule: messenger RNA, 2671 nt
Organism: Anopheles merus
Lineage: Eukaryota; Metazoa; Arthropoda; Insecta; Diptera; Culicidae
Gene: Argl
Product: argininosuccinate lyase
Exons: 2
Coding region: 724-2166 (480 amino acids)
Cellular component (GO): cytosol
Molecular function (GO): argininosuccinate lyase activity
Source: RefSeq, a predicted model, not a curated record
AACAAAUCGUUGAUCUAUUUUUGCGACGUACAUUAACGCUGGUCGUGGGAAGGGGAAGCGUGCAUUGGCAAGAAGAAGCUGAUAAAGGUGACCCGCUUUGUCUACCGAGAAUGGGACGGAAAUAGCCCAAUCGUAGGAGAGACACACACUUAGUAAGCCUACAGGCACAGAACAGGACAACGAACUGUCGCGCACUGGCGGCGCAAUAGCACACACCGCUUUGGGGACCGUGCACAACGUCGGAAGUAUGAGUGUGUGGAGGAGAAGAAGCAGAAGGAAGAAAAAAUGUCACAUAGUUUUGCCAGCAGCCCCUCGAACGGGCGGGUGGAAAGUCAUCGCAACUGCGCUGAUUCGUUCAAGUUCAAAGUCGCUACACGCCCGAAGUCCCGCAACGAUGCCAUCUGUUCGGGCGCACACAGCCCCCUGGGUGCCGCAGCCGGAUCCCCGGAGCCUGUGGCUGACUGGCUGGCUGAUGAUAACCCGCACGUUCGGCAGGCUGACCCCUGUAGGCACGUAAUCAGCGAACGGUCCCCACGCCAGGGGCCCCACUGGACCACGGGCGGGUAUUUAAGGGCGCUCGCAAGCACACCAACGUUUUAGAAGCUCAGUGGCACUGUGCUGUACCCCGGCCUGGGAGUGAAAACGGUGCAAAUCGGUUCCCGCAACUUCGUGAAGUGCAAAACGUAAAAUCGCAAAACGUCGCGCGUGUCUCUGUCACACAGAAUGAGUAAUCGCAAUAAUCGCAUCGUGUCGGCCGGCGAGCAGCAGCUGCCAACGCCGUUCAAGCUGUGGGGCGGCCGCUACUCCAAAGCAACCGACCACGUCCUGUCGAAGGUGAACAACUCGCUCACCGUCGACAAGCGGCUCUACUCGGAGGACAUCGACGGGUCGAUCGCGUACGCGAAGAGUCUGGCCGAGGCGGGCCUGCUGACGCAGAGCGAGUUUAAGGUGAUCGUGUACGGGCUGGACGCGAUACGGGACGAGUGGAGCAAGGGCACGAUCAAGCUGCUGCCGCGCGACGAAGACGUCCACACGGUGAACGAGCGCCGGCUGUUCGAGAUCAUUGGGCCGCAGAUCGCGGGCAAGCUGCACACGGGCCGCAGCCGCAACGAGCAGGUCGUGGUGGACAUGAAGCUGUGGAUGCGCAAUGCGAUCGCCGACCUGCAGCGCCUGCUGGUGGAGCUGGUCGGCGCCAUCAACGAGGUGGCCGACCGGCACAUCGACGUGCUGAUGCCGGGCUACACGCACAUGCAGCGGGCCCAGCCGGUCCGCUUCAGCCACUGGUUGCUGAGCUACGCGUUCUACUUCAAGGAAGAUUUCGACCGGUUCGAUGAGUUCGGGCGCCGGAUGAACGUGCUGCCGCUGGGCAGCGGGGCGCUAGCCGGCAAUCCGUUCAACAUCAACCGCCACAAGCUGGCGGCCGAUCUCGGCUUCGACGGCGUGUCCCCGAACAGCAUGAACGUGGUGAGCGAUCGGGACUUUGUGGUGGAGUUUAACUUCCUCUGCACGCUGGUCGCCGUCCACAUGAGCCGGCUGGCGGAGGAUCUGAUCCUGUACGCGACCAAGGAGUACAACUUUAUCGAGCUGUCGGAGGAGUACACGACGGGCAGCAGCUUGAUGCCGCAGAAGCGCAACCCGGACAGCUUGGAGCUGAUCCGCGGCAUUACUGGCCCGGUGUUUGGGCAGCACUGUGCCAUCCUGAUGACGCUCAAGGGGCUGCCGUCCACGUACAAUAAGGAUCUGCAGUGCGACAAGAGCGGCAUGUUCGCGGUGUACGACCAGAUGCAGAUGUGUCUGGUGCUGAUCGGUGGCAUCAUUCAGACGAUGCGGGUGGACGAGGAUCGUUGUCUCAGCUCGCUCGGGUACGAGAUGCUCGCGACCGAUAUGGCCUACUAUCUGGUGCGGCGUGGCAUUCCCUUCCGGGAGGCACACCACAUCUCCGGCGAGGUAGUCGCCCACUCGGAAAAGGUAAAGAUCCCCAUUAACAAGCUGACGCUGGAGGAUCUGCAGGAAAUUAGUCCACACUUUGACGAAACGAUCAGCCGCAUCUGGAACUACGAGAACAGCGUGGAGCAGUACACGGUGGUUGGCGGUACAUCGCGCCUGUCGGUGCAGGAACAGAUCCGGGUGCUGCGUGCGUUCGUGGAGGGACACGUACCGAGCUAAUUAGUGAGUCCAUCGAAGCAGACGACGAACCCCGAACGUUUCUUUCGCCAGAAAACCCCCCCAACCCGUAGUCAGUAAAACGAGUCGAUAUAACGCACUCUCUCUCUCUCUUUAGAUAUGUAUGUAUGUAUAUUUACGCAAGUAGUAGUAGUAGCAGUAGUAGUAGUAGUAGUAGUAGCAGUGUAGUAGUAAUUGUAGUAGGCUACCAAAUAUUACAUUGUGAUCACAGGAUUGCCCCCUGACGACAGUGCGCGAUCCUCUCGAAACGCAUGCAAGUGUGUUGCUACAGUUUGCUCUUGAUAUCUUGAUCGUUUGUCAAACGCGAACUACUCCCCCCCCAUUCGGCAGGAAGGAGCAGCUACCUUACUCCGUUGUUUGUGUUAAUGUUAGUGAGAGCACAUGUCGGACCUUAUGCACUAAGUGUGUUCGCAAGAAAGGAAAGUAAAAAAAAAAAAACACUACAAUGAAAAGGGCAAUAAUAAAUCUUUCGUUUUCGUAACAUUAA